Molecule: messenger RNA, 9348 nt
Organism: Anolis sagrei ordinatus
Lineage: Eukaryota; Metazoa; Chordata; Lepidosauria; Squamata; Anolidae
Gene: ADAMTS2
Product: ADAM metallopeptidase with thrombospondin type 1 motif 2
Biological process (GO): proteolysis; extracellular matrix organization
Molecular function (GO): metalloendopeptidase activity; zinc ion binding
Source: RefSeq, a predicted model, not a curated record
UGCCUUCCCCGCUCACUCAGCCUCCUCCUGGCGUCUCCUCCGCUCAAGAAGAGGAGGAGGAGGAGGAGAGCGUCCUCUGCUUGCCUGCCUGCCUGGCUGCCUGUCGGUGCGCGCUUGCGGGGGAUGCGCCAGGAGGGCAAGGACUGGGGCUGAGGGCUCCCCUUGGGCUCCCACCCGGGGACAGGAGGCAGAGGGCGGCGCCGGCUCGCCCUCCCAUGUGCCCGCAGCCCCAGCAGGAGCAGGAGGGAACUUUGAGGCUGGCUCCGGAGCGGGCGGACGCGCCUCUCGCCUCCCGCCGCUGCCUGCCAUGGGUGCCCGUCCUCCACCUCUUCCUCCCCCUCCGCCUCCCCUUCCUCCGCCUCUCGCCGCCCUGCUCCUGGCCGCCGCCUGCUGCUGGGGCUGCUGCUCCGGCUCCGCCGCCCUCCUCCACCAGACCCCGCACGGAGGUCCUGCUUUGGGAGACCUGGAGGAAUUCAGGCUUGUCAUCCCAAUUAGCACUAACUCUGAGGGCCGGUUCCUCUCCAAGGUGGUGUCCGGGGCUUCCAAGCCACGCUUUCGAAGGGAUGCCGAUGCUGCUGGGGACCCUGCUGCCAGCCAGCACAUUUUCUACAAUGUCACCGUUUUCGGACAAGAAUUCCACUUCCGUCUGAGGCCCAACCGCAGGCUGGUGGCUCCGGGGGCCACGGUGGAGUGGCAAGGGGAGGACUCCAACCUGACCUCUGUGGAGCCGCUUCGUGGGGAUUGCCUCUACGUGGGGGAUAUCACCGACUUGCCUAAUGCCUCUGUUGCCAUAAGUAAUUGUGAUGGGCUGGCUGGCAUGAUUCGCACCGACAAGGACGAGUUUUUCAUUGAACCUCUGCAGAAAGGGAAGCAAGAGGAGGAGGAAGGUAGGACACAUGUGGUGUACCGCAGGGCAGCUGCCAAGAAAACACUUCCCAGUGAGCACCCAGACAUCCAGCAUAGAGAGACUGAUCUGAGCAAUCUAGACAGCAUGGUGAACGUAUUGAAAGAUGAGAUUGAUACCUCACGAAGGAGAAGGAGAUAUCCAAGGCAUGCAGCUGAUGAUGAUUACAACAUUGAAGUGCUCUUAGGCGUUGAUGACUCGGUUGUACAAUUCCAUGGGAAAGAACACGUUCAGAAAUAUCUUCUGACCCUCAUGAAUAUUGUUAAUGAAAUCUAUCACGAUGAGUCCUUAGGUGCCCAUAUUAAUGUUGUGUUGGUGAGAAUCAUCAUGUUGAGCUACGGGAAAUCCAUGAGUUUAAUUGAGAUCGGUAACCCUUCUCAGAGUUUAGAGAAUGUGUGUCGCUGGGCCUACCUACAACAGAAGCCUGACACCGGACAUGCAGAAUAUCAUGAUCAUGCCAUUUUCCUCACAAGGCAGGAUUUUGGCCCUUCUGGCAUGCAAGGCUAUGCUCCCGUUACUGGCAUGUGCCACCCAGUCCGAAGUUGCACACUUAAUCAUGAAGAUGGCUUCUCCUCAGCGUUUGUUGUAGCCCAUGAGACUGGACAUGUAUUAGGCAUGGAGCAUGAUGGCCAAGGCAACAGAUGUGGGGAUGAAGUCCGAAUGGGAAGCAUCAUGGCUCCCCUUGUCCAGGCGGCAUUUCAUCGCUUUCACUGGUCCCGAUGUAGCCAACAGGAACUGAAUCGCUACUUGCAUUCAUAUGAUUGUUUACGUGAUGAUCCAUUUGACCACGACUGGCCUUCCCUUCCCCAGCUGCCAGGAAUCCACUACUCCAUGAACGAACAGUGCCGCUUCGAUUUUGGUCUGGGCUACAUGAUGUGCACAGCUUUCCGUACCUUUGAUCCCUGCAAACAAUUAUGGUGUAGCCACCCUGAUAACCCUUAUUUCUGCAAAACAAAGAAAGGACCUCCAUUAGAUGGAACCAUGUGUGCACCAGGAAAGCAUUGUUUUAAAGGUCACUGUAUCUGGUUAACUCCAGAUAUCUUGAAGCAAGAUGGAAACUGGGGAGCAUGGAGUAAAUUUGGUUCUUGUUCACGAACGUGUGGAACAGGAGUGAAGUAUAGGACCCGGCAGUGUGAUAAUCCACACCCAGCCAAUGGAGGCCGCACAUGUUUUGGCCCAAGCUAUGAAUUCCAGCUCUGUAGCACACAAGAUUGUCCUAAAGACUUUGAAGAUUUCAGAGAGGAGCAGUGCAAGCAGUGGGAUCCUUAUUUCGAAUAUCAAAAUAUGAAGCACCACUGGCUUCCAUAUGAGCAUAAUGAUGCUAAAGAGAGAUGCCACCUGUAUUGUGAGUCCAAGGAAACAAAUGAUAUUGUGUAUAUGAAGCGGCUUGUACAUGAUGGAACUCGGUGUUCAUAUAAAGAUUCUCAUAGUAUCUGUGUGCGAGGGGAGUGCCUGAAAGUUGGUUGUGAUAAGGUAAUAGGAUCCACAAAGCAAGAAGACAAGUGUGGCGUUUGUGGUGGAGACAACACCCAUUGCAAAGUGGUGAAAGGAACCUUCUCCAGAGCACCAAAGAAACAAGGUUACAUUAAGAUGUUUGAAAUCCCAGCUGGUGCAAGGCACUUGCUUAUACAAGAAUCUGAUGCCACUGUUCAUAAUCUUGCUAUCAAAAACAAGGAAACAGGGAAAUUUAUUUUAAAUGAAGACAACUAUGUGCCAGACUCCAAAGUGUUUGUUAAUAUGGGUGUGGAGUGGGAGUAUCGGAAUGAUGAUGAUAGAGAAAUGGUGCAAACUAUGGGCCCUUUACGCAGUGGGAUCAUCGUUCUGGCAAUUCCUCAUGGUAAUAUCAAGAUUUCACUGACGUACAAGUAUAUGAUCCAUGAAGACUCCUUGAAUGUCGAUAACAACAAUGUUUUAGAAGACUCUGUAACAUAUGAGUGGGCUUUGAAAAAAUGGUCUCAGUGCUCAAAACCCUGUGGAGGAGGUCAUCAAUUUACAAAGUAUGGUUGCCGGAGGAAGACUGACCACAAAAUGGUUCAUCGUAGUUACUGUGACGUUAUCCAGAAACUGAAGCCCAUUCGUAGGGUGUGCAAUCUCCAGGAAUGUUCCCAGCCCAUAUGGGUUACAGGUGAUUGGGAACCAUGCAGCAAAACCUGUGGGAAAACGGGUUUUCAGGUGCGUUCUGUCCGGUGCAUCCAACCUCUACAUGACAACACAAACCGCUCUGUUCAUACCAAAUACUGCAGCAGUGAUCGCCCAGAGGGUCGGAGGGCUUGCAACCGGGAACUUUGCCCGGCACAAUGGCGAAUAGGACCCUGGUCACAGUGUUCCGUAACCUGUGGUAAUGGUACACAAGACAGGCAAGUACUUUGCAGGACAAGAGAAAAUCUCAUUGGCCUUUGUAGAGAAGAAAAGCCAGAGACAACAAGAUUAUGCAGACUACCUUUAUGUCCUAAAAAUUCAUCGGAUACCUCAAAGAAGACUUACAUGAUACAGUGGCUGUCAAGACCAGACCCAGACUAUCCUAUCCAGAAAAUAUCUUCAAAAGAACAUUGCCAAGGAGACAAGUCAAUGUUUUGUCGCAUGGAAGUUCUCUAUCGGUACUGUGCAAUUCCUGGUUACAAUAAACUGUGUUGUAAGUCUUGUAAUUUGUAUGGUAACAACACAGGAAUUGGGAACGCCACAGAAUCCAACCGUAGUAAAGUGAAUGAUAUUGAAGAGGAGACCACUCCCACACUUACAACACCUGUUGAUGUUCCCAUCUCACAUACAACUUUGGGCCCACCAAUUGUUCCUAAAGUGAACAUCACCAGUUCCAAUACAACGGUAGAUCAGCCGGAAGGUAACGCGGUGGACGUUCCAUAUAAAAUUCAUGGGCUGGAAAAUGAAGUGCCACACCACAACAUCAUCUUGAGGAGAAAACCACCUUAUGAAAGGACAAAGAACCAAAGAAUUCAGGAGCUGAUUGCCGAAAAACGGAAAAAAGAGAUGCUCAGGAAAUUGCUUUAAAAUGAAAAUAUACCCCAUGUUUUUUCUCUCUUAUAGAGAUGUUCCCAAUACCGCAGUACUGCCUAUGUUACCAUAGAGACUAAAGAUAAAUAGUGGUGCUAUGGCAGAAAUGCCAAAUGCUAUUACCUUCAGUACAUGGAAAUUUAAGAUUAUUUAAUUAAGGUUAAUAUAAAUAUUGUAAUAAUGGCUAGGAUUACAGGUUGCUGCAGAAACUAGUGCAAUAUCCUUACAGAUUUCACUGCUCCAACCUAGCCAAGGUCAGCAGGGCUCUGACUUUGUGUGGUCUCUGUUGCUCCCUCAGUGUAUUUGCAGGAAUCCAAUGGGAUGUUAUUGUGGCACCCUCAACGUAUUUGACAAGAGGUUUUAAUAGCUGGCUCUAAAAGCCUCAGUAAUGUUCAGAGGCCUGUCGUGUAGCCAGUCAAGCCUCAGCUUCAAGGAAGGAGAUUUUGUUUCUUCAAACACUCAUGCUUAGUUGACUAACAAAUCUGAUUGAUUGAUUAGAAUCUAUUUCAAAGUCAAUGUGCCAGAAUCCAGUGUGCCAAUUGCACCUGGCUUUUCCACUGAAUUCAGUGGUGCUAUUCCCAUACUCAGGAAGCAACAAGGAGUACCACUGCAAGUUCAAGGUGAAAAUUAAGACCCUGUUUCAGGAAUCAAGCAUAAUGGUUUGUGCUUUCUGUUAACCACUGGAAAAGCAAAGGAGAUAGGAAGUGAUGCUGCUUACUGUACAAAAUCCAGCUGGGAAGGGCCAAUUCUUCUAGUGGUGUAAGAGAGGAAACCCCCUUAUGCUGAUAAAUAUAAUCCACAUCAAAAUAGCUUUUAAUUUUCUCAUUUAUUCAGAAGAAAAAGUUUACACACUAUUGCUGAAGGUUUCUACACAGUGAAGGGCAUCGUUAUACCUGUUUUCUUUUUCUCACACUUUAGAGGCCAACAAUGGCAUAACAUUCAUGUAUCCAUUAGACCCAUCAGUGUCAGGGAGACAAACCACUUGCUAAAGUAUAGCACUUAAUUCUGAAAUAGACUCCUCUAUCCAUAAACAUUUUAACUGUCCAAUGUGUGUGUCUUCAUUCCUACCAAUCAGGAAAUAUUAAUAUUAUUCUUGAAAAAAUAUUUGAAAUAAAACUUAAUAUACUAACUCACUGGAUGGGCUGCCCAAAUGAUCCAUAAUUUAGUUUUAUGUGCAUUUCCAAAUAUCUGCAUUUCAUUCUAAAUGUUUCCAGCACAGUUAUUCAGAUCAUUUAUUCCAGCUUUUACAGACAGUCUGAUUUAUUUACAUAACUGGAUUUCUAGGUUUUUUUCAGUUGGUGCUUUUCUGUGACAAAGAUAUAUGGUUUUUGUUUUAUUGCAGUUACUACAGUAUAAUGUUUGUCAUUGUGGCAGUGAACAACUUGUACCAUCAAGAGUUAAUUAGAACAGUUGUACUGUACCAGAAGCAAACACAUGUCAUUAUGCAUAUACAUGUAGACAAAAUACUGAAUCUGCUUAGAUCUUAGAAUGUAUAAUUUGACAGCCCUUUGAGUACUGGUUUCAUCUCAUAUAGCACUUUUGGAAAGCAAGCAUGCAUGCAGGCACAUCACAGUUUAUUGCUGUUCACUUUGUUCAGAGACAAAUACACAGCCAGUUCCUAAAGAUGUUCGUUCAUUAGUAGUCACACUAAUUGGGUUUACUACUUCAUACAUGAGUUUGGGACUCCAGCUUCCAAUUGAUUACAAAAAUUUUACUUUGAAAAGUUCUUUUGGGUUAAAAUUUAAACUCAUCUAAUUUUAAAAAUAAAGCAAUUAUGAACAAAGAUGGAUCAGAUUCAUAAGUACCUCUACUGUUUUUACCAUAUAUCUGACUGAGGCAGAUAAUUGACAACAGGCAUAGAUUUUCAAUCUGACUAAUAAUAAUAAUGCAGACUGAAAAACUAACUAACAUCUUUGUGCAUUGAUUUACUUUGUUAUUGAUAAGGAAGGCUGAACAUUCUUGUGAUCAUUCUACCAGGUUUAUCUCUAUCUCAUCGUAUACCUACAGUACAAUUACUCUGUUGAGCCUGCAAGAUUCUUGUUGCUCUCUUUGCUUUCAAAGGCUUUCAAAGGCUAAUUGAAAAGGAGCUCCAUACUAGUAUAGAAUCCUAGAGUUGGAAGAGACAUCAUAGGCCAUCCAGUACAACCCCCUGCCAAGAAGCAGAAAAUUGCAUUCAAAGCACUCCUGACAGAUAGCCAUUCAGCCUCUUUUUAAAAGCCUUCAAAGAAGGCACCUCCACCACGCUCCAGGGCAGAGAGUUCCACAGGACAUGUAAGUGUGCAGCUCUCCAAGGUAUUUUAGGGGGUGCUAAUAGAGUCCCCUGGCCUUACACAGUUGGUCACCCCUGUUACACAAGUAUAUGAUUAACUUAAUUUCUGAUCAGUUGACUUCCUUUUUAAACAUUCACACAUCAUGACCCUGUUUGUGACAAAUACUAGCAUUGAUCAGGAGCAUACAUUUUGUUACACACCAAAAAUGUAUCCAGCUAUUUGGUUAGUAUUCAGAUGAGUAUGCCCAGUGAAGGUGGCACUAUGCAUGCCCUUCAAUGUAUCACCUACUUUCUUGUAGGCCAACUUUUGCACAUAAUAGUCACUGUUGAAUUCGGGUACUUGUCCACUGAAUGAAACUGAUGAAAUUUAAAGGCUUAUCAUGUCAUAGCAGAACUUUAUAAAGUAAACAUCUUGAAAUCAUAAGACUUUCUUUCUGGAGCUAUAUAGCACAUUCGAGAGAUGCCUGUUGGCAUCUUUGAGGGUGCUUUUUGUUCUUUAUCCCCUCUUCCCACCAAAGAAAGGUCACCUUUAAUCAUCUUGGCAUAUUUGUGCACUUUAUUCUUCAUCUAUCCGACUUUCUAAAAAAAUGUGCAGCUCAGAAAUUACCUUCCAUCACUAUGUAAGUAGCAUAUUCCUUUGAAAUGCAUGGAAAAAUAAUUGUGAAAACUAAUUACUGUCUUGAAAAUACAGAAAGAUAUAUGUAUUUACUAAUUACAUUUUGCUAAUUAGGCAUGACACAUUUUUGAGGAAAGACACAUCUAUAAAACAGAAAACAUAGCUUUCAGCUUACCCUUGGCUGGCCAGUUGUAUUUCUGCUCAAGUCUGCAAUAUGUUCAUGAUUCAUGAAAGGUGUUCUGACAGAAGUUUCGGGCAUUUUAAUUUAACACUAACAGAGGCAUCAGAGUACUUGAUGACAAUAUUCUCAAGUAAUUUCAUUAACAUCUCAAUAAAGGCAUGCAUUCAUUUCAAAUAAACAAAGAUAAGUUACCUCUAUAGCUCUGACCCACAUCGUAGAACAGAGUUUAGAAAAGAUAAUUCUACUAGUCCCUGGGCCUCAUUCCUCCCUUACAUCUUGAUUUCCUUGUCUUGUAAGUUGGUUUUUAAAGUCCACCAGGCCUUGUUAGUAGUUCGAAAUACACAAAUUCUGCUAGUAUUUCUGGGGUAUGCAAGCUUUCCCUUACAGGUUGGUGACCAUUAUUAACUGGGGAGUGGGAGAGGAGAAGUAUUAUCUCCACUAUAGUUGUUUAAUAAAUUCGUCAGCCAUUGUUUGCCAAUGCAUUUGUUCGUUCAAUUUUUCCAGUAGGUACAAAAAAGAGCAUCUUAUUGUUUUGUUGAUGAAACACAAGUCAUCUUCAUUCUCAGUCCUUCCUCAACUCUCAAUCUGCUCUAUUUUCUGGAUCAGCAGGGAAUCAUCUUGGCAAACAAAAUUCAUUGUCUCUGGCUUGUCUACUAGUCACUUCUCAUGGAAAGGUUGGCUGCUGUGGAUGUUUUCCACACACCAGACUAUUUACAGUUUAUGGAAAGAAGAAUUAGUUUUGCAGUUCAUGUAUCUAAUCAGGAGUACCAGAGGCAGGGAGGGCAAUGGGGCAAUGGGGGCAGAGGGAAGGGGAAGGACAGGAGGUAGCUUGCCAAAACUAACAAAUCCUUGUCAAAAUUUCUUGAUUCUUUUUGUGUGCAUGUUUAUUCUUACUUCUCUAUGAAUCUUUCAAUCAGAAUUCAGAUGGUAUUUAGAGUAUUAUUCUCUAAAAUGGAAGCAACUGGCUUGUUCACUGCAUUGUAAGAAAUCCAGCUAGUAAUUAGGCAGUAGCUACCUAAUACUUUCUUUUGAAUGGGCUAAUUGUGCCCGUGGCUCAAUGUGAGAACUUUGUAAUCUCAGAGGAAGCUGUCUGAUUUUUACCAGUUACCAGCAAUGGAGUAUAAUUGUAAACCUGACAGCUUAUUUCUGAAAACAAAUGGAGGAAUUGUUCAACAAUCUCCUUCCCUUUUAAACUGAGUGCUGUUCUGCUCCUUUCACAAGCAAAGUCACUAAAGCGUCUUAUGGCAUCCUAAGGGCUAACAUGGAAUCAUAGAAUAGUAAUCUUAUCUGGUCAUAGCCAAAUGGAGUGGUACUAUUCUCUUGAUUAAGAUACCAUCCUAUUGAUGCAGCCUAGAAUCACAUUCGCUUUUUUUUUAAGCUGCCACAUCACAGGGUUGACACAUGUUCCUAGAGCCCUUUCACAUCCAUUAUUGUCAAGCCAGGGGUCACUCAUUCUAUAUCUAUUCCUUCCUUUUCUUCUUUUUCUUCUUCCUUUUCUUUUUCUUUUUUUCUUCUUUUUUCUUCUUUCUUUCUUUCAAUCUACAUAAUAAAUAAUACUUUUAUUACAGCAAGUGAUAAAGCUUAUUUCCACAACAUGAAUAAAUUUGGUGGCAGAUAUCUGCAGUUUAAGAUGCAGUUCAAGUCCUGUUUGGAAGUCCAGGGUAACUUCUGAAUUUUCUGGAAACCUUUCAUCCAGUUGCCUCAAUAAGCACAUUUUGUUCAAAUUACAACAGUCUCCUAUAUUAUCUCUGCAGCAACAGGGAAAGGGAAACCAUUGCUCUGCUACCAUAUUUUUUUAUUUCAAAAGGACAAUAGUUCUGGUGAUAUUAUUUAUGUUCAAGCAUUUAAAAAUUAAACUCUUUAUUUUAUCUACUAAGUUGACCACUUCAAACACAUUUAUAACUAUGUGAAAGAUUCUGCUCUAGAGAAGACAGUGUGGGGGGGGGGGAUAUUUUGGCCAUUUGAUAAAAGAUGGACCCAGAUUAUGUGGUAGUGGGUGGACAUGACCAGAGAAGAAGACACUACGUAUAGGAUUUUAAGAUCCCUUUCCAGUACCAUAGAAAUGCCCAAUAGUCAUGGGAACAGACCCCUAGAAUGUUUUUUUUGUUUAAAAUAUGUCAGAAUGGUGCUUGCCCAGUACUCAAAGGGUUUUUGUGAUUUACUUUUAUUAUAUAAUGCAUUUACUACUUUUAUUUACUCAUCUACAUUGCACAGUAUUUGCUCUGUUCAUAUGGCACAGCCUUCACUUACAAUGCAUAUGCUUUAUUGUCAGCUACAUAGCCAUGAGUUGUAUAUUAAAAUGUAUAUACAAAUCAGAAUCUUUAAUUUUAUAAUUUAUUAAAAUCCAGAUGUCUGGAUUCUUUUGCAAA